AUGAAGAAGCCCGACGUGAAGGUAGUUCUCCUGGGAGACAUGAACGUGGGGAAGACGUCGCUGCUCCACAGGUACACGGAGAGAAGGUUCAAAGACACCAUCAGCACCGUCGGAGGGGCGUUUUUCCUCAAACAGUGGGGACCUUACAACAUCUCAAUAUGGGACACAGCUGGCCGUGAACAGUUCCACGGGUUGGGUUCAAUGUACUGUCGAGGUGCAGCCGCUGUCAUCCUCACGUACGACGUCACCAACUGGCAGAGCCUAGCAGAGCUGGAAGAACGCUUCCUGUCCCUGACUGAUACUGCCAACCAUGACUGCAUUUACGCUGUAGUGGGCAACAAGGCUGAUCUCACAGACCCUAAUGCCCAGCUGUAUCAGGACUCCAAUGUGGCGCCUGAGGACCAAACUGAGUGUGAGGAGGAGAGGCCAGAACCACAGGUGCUGUCUGCUUGCCCCACACCCCCGGCCUCCCCUGCGUCCCUCUCUGGGUCGGUGCUGCACAAACAGGUCGCCCCUGAGGAUGCAGUGGCUUUUUAUGGGAGAAUACUGCGCUACAAGGGCCUGGACGAGAAGAGCAGCCUGCCGGCAGAGAAGAUGUGCUUCGAGACGAGUGCCAAGACAGGUUACAAUGUGGACACUCUGUUUGAGGCGCUGUUUGAUCUGGUGCUGCCUUCCAUCCUGAGAAAGAGAAAUGAGAACCAGGAGUCUCCUACAGUGGACCUGGAGGAGUGCAGGGGAGCCAGCAACAAGCGGGCCAGAUCUUCUUGCUGCUAGGACCUGGAAGGUGGAGAGGCUGCUUCAUGUAGAGACUUGUUUUUAACUAUGGACAAUCAACAGGUUGGUCUGCACACCAAAUACAUACUGUGAUGGUACUACUUACCUGCCUUGACUGAGACCUAAAAACAUCAAUGACCUCUCUGUAAAUCACUCACUCACACACUAACACAGACUCUUGAUUCUGUGAAGACGGUCAGAAAAAGCAACUAGCGUUCAGUGUCCAGUGUCAUUUGAAGUAUUUCUUUUUGUAUGGAAAGGAAACAAAUGGGUGUUACGUUAUCACGACUGAAACUGCACUUAGGCCAUAAAUGUGUCUGAAGACAAAUAAUACACAUAAGAAGUCAAUCACUGCUUUUUGUUUAUGUUUUAGAAAGACGAUGUCACAGAUUUAACAGCACUAAUUGUUAGGUGGUGGCAUAUUGCACUGUAUAUUUCAUAAAUCACACUUCUUUUGUUUUCCUUUAUACUCUGUUACUAGCGUCGUUUAUAUUUUUACUGGCACAUUUGAACCUGUUGAAUUUUUAAGUACGCUGUCAUAAUAAAGAUUUUUAUUUUGC
This is a messenger RNA of Morone saxatilis (striped sea-bass), 1334 nucleotides long. It is a transcript of the gene rab20, whose product is annotated as RAB20, member RAS oncogene family. The transcript is spliced from 2 exons. The record is from RefSeq and is a predicted model, not a curated record. Bases 1 to 774 code for a protein of 257 amino acids. Lineage: Eukaryota; Metazoa; Chordata; Actinopteri; Moronidae. Gene Ontology annotation, cellular component: endomembrane system. Gene Ontology annotation, biological process: intracellular protein transport. Gene Ontology annotation, molecular function: GTP binding; GTPase activity.